Astyanax mexicanus (Mexican tetra) is the source of this 2244-nucleotide messenger RNA. RefSeq names its product gastrula zinc finger protein XlCGF67.1-like. Lineage: Eukaryota; Metazoa; Chordata; Actinopteri; Characiformes; Acestrorhamphidae. The transcript is spliced from 2 exons. The record is from RefSeq and is a predicted model, not a curated record. Gene Ontology annotation, biological process: regulation of transcription by RNA polymerase II. Gene Ontology annotation, molecular function: DNA-binding transcription activator activity, RNA polymerase II-specific; RNA polymerase II cis-regulatory region sequence-specific DNA binding. Bases 343 to 1128 code for a protein of 261 amino acids. Gene Ontology annotation, cellular component: nucleus.
CUGUACGGAGCUCACAGUGAGAUGUACCCGAGGAUACGUGUGUUUUGUAUUUGUGUGUGAGGCGUGAUUUUUAUCUGUAAUCUGUGAAUUUGUCGCUUUUAUUAGGAGAUGGUGGCGGAUAUUCGAGGUGAAAAGUGUGUGUAAAGGUGGUUUAAUGGGCCGGUUGGAUCCUGUUGAGAAAUAAACAGCUCUUUUACUUGCUGUGGUCUGUGUGUCCAGCUCACGUUUACAUUCACAAACACUUUAGAAGAUAGUGUGGAGUGAGAUAGAAACUUGAUAUCAGUGACUAAUAUACAUCACAGAUCACAGUGUUCUGGAGCUUCUGAACCAAUUCACAAGAGAAUGCAGAAGGAAGAGCGGAAGAAAACUUACCACUGCAUGCAGUGUAGGAUGAGUUUUACAUGUCGACGUCAUUUCCAAAUACACAAGCGCACUCACACAGGACAGAAGCUGUUUUACUGCUCACAGUGUGAUAAAUGUUUUCCUUAUCAGAGUCAUCUCCAAAUACACCAGCGUGUUCACACUGGGGAGAAACCUUUUUACUGCUCACACUGUGGGAAGAGGUUUAGAGACCAAGGUAACCUCAAAACACACGAGCGCAUUCACUCAGGAGAGAAGCCGUUUUACUGCUCGUUGUGCGGGAAGACUUUUACUCAGCAGAGUACUCUCCAACAACAUGAGCGCAUUCACACAGGAGAGAGACCAUUUUCUUGCUCAGACUGCGGUAAAAGAUUUACUCAGAAGAUCCAUCUACAGAUACACUACCGCACUCACACUGGAGAGAAGCCGUACCACUGCUCUGCGUGCGGGAAGACGUUUAAGCAGCUGAGCAAUCUCCAACAGCAUCGACGCACUCAUACAGGAGAGAAGUCGUACUGCUGCGCCGUGUGUGGAAAUAAUUUUGCAGAACUCUGUAGUCUUCAACAACACCCCUGCAUUCACAAAGGACAGAAACAGUUUUACUGCCAACAUUGUGGAAAGUGUUUUACAGAAAAAGCCAAUCUUAGACAACACAAGCGCAUUCACACUAGAGAGAAACCGCAUCAGUGUUUUUACUGUGGGAAGCAUUUUACCCAAAUGGGUAAUCUCCAACGGCAUCAGCGCGUCAAACAUUACAAUCUCAAAUAGGCCAGAGCAGAGUGUGGCAAAUUAAAUCUAUAUCACUUGAUCUGUUUAGUGGUGAGUUAAAUGGUUAAAUGUCUAUUAUGCAAAUGAGAACACUAAAACACUAAUAGCUAAUAUUUUCAUCAUUUAAACACUUUAGGCCUUGUUAUACUACUUUUUAACACAUACGUCUUGUGCGAACAAAACAAUGUAUUAAGCAAAAGAAAAUGAACAACCCCAUGAACACACUGUGACAUACCUGACUGGUCAGUGCCUAUUGUAUUUACAGCAUGAGGCCUAUUGUAAUGUACAUGGGAAUUACCAUAAUGUUUUUUGCAACAUAUGUAAAAUAUGAAAAUCUAAUAUGAGGACAUGUGUUUAUCAUUAAUCAUAUGUAACCAAGUAAUAUGCAGUGUACCUCAGAUGGCCUCACAUUACAAUUAUAUUGUAUGGUAACAUGGCUAGUUUUAACAAUUUUUUAAAGUAGCAAAUAGCAAGUUACUAGGGAUUUCAUCCCUGCUUGACGUUGUAAGGAAAGUGCUAAAAUUGUCUACAGCAUGGUUCUAAACAUAUGUUUGAUAUUAUGACCUUUGUAUCGCCAACUGUACAUAAAGUCUCAGCCCAGACAGUCUUGAAUUUUAAUUAAAUAUAUAUUUUUUCUUUUGGUUUUGUGUUAUAUGCCAGUGUGAGUGUGAAACACACAUUAGAACGUAAAUUACUCAAAGUGAUAAAGAUAAUUUUUUUUAUGUAAGUCCAAAGGCUGCAGAUUAUUAUAAAAAACAUACUUUGUCAAAAAAUGUUUGAAGCUGAAAAAUAGAUAAAGAAAACAGACAUGCAACUGAGCAAUCUCCUGGCAACAAUCUAUGAACUCUCAAGUCAAUUGUUCAAAAAAAUGUGGUUCUUUUCCGUACAUAUGUUGUUUAGUCCUCAGAAUGUGCUCCUCAAGUCAUUGAAGAUGUCUGUAACAAAUAUACUUGUCUGUAAGUAUGUUCCUCUCAUUAACUUUUAUGAAUAAAAAUGUAUUUCAGUUGCAAUUUAGAGGUUCUGUGUCAUGGUUAUGUGUCUGGUUAUGAAGGCAGAGAUAUGAGUGUCCUUAGUGUUGUUGUAAGUAUCAAUAAAAUGUUUCUGUUCAUAAUACAA